CGUCGACGACCAUGGCCUCCCCGUCGCUCGAUGCCGUGCGUUGGAGCGAAUACCGGGCGCUCAUGCAAGCGUGGGAAGCGUUUAACCCACACAGGGAGCUCCUGCGUCGGUUUUUACAGAAGCAAUCGCACACGGAGCAGUGCCCACCCGGCGUCCCGUACGUACCAGAUCUGCCGGAGCCGGAGUACUUCGCCGUGAAGAGACGAAUCGAGGCCGGGGAAACCGUUCCAUGUCCUGGAUUCUUACGCGAACGCGACAACCGGCGCAAUCAAUGCCGCUGCGGGGCUCCACUCAGAGUUGAUGACACUGGCAAUAUCUCCUGCACUUCCAAAAUUCCCCGUCAUGAGAACUAUGGUCCUGUACCUCGUUGCUGUUGCUGGGCCGAAGAAGAGCACGCUCGUAACCAACGACAUGACAUGCCGCCGUAUAUUUUAAGGCCGCCACCCAUAGUGUCCCCCCCUCAAGUACCACCGUCGUCUCAAGUGCUCUUGAGCUUUUUGGAGGGGGUCAGGCCAAGCAUGAACGCCAACUACCUGCGAUGCGUUCAAGACAUAGACGAAGAGCUCGCUCGUCUGAAUGAGCAGCUUGCGGACAACAGCAUUUCAACGACGAGGCGUGAAGCGAUUCAACAGCAUAUAGUGAGCGAACGCUCCAAACUUGAGGCCAAAGACACACAGUUACAAGAUUUUUUUAACACGACGACCGCACUGGCAGAAUCCGUGCACACGUUCGAGCACAGAGUGGCAGAGAAAUACCAGAAAGCUGUGGAUGCAUACAUUAAAGCGCAACUGGAUGAAGUGGUCGUACCUCCGGAUAGUAGAGGGAAUCCAAAGUUUAAGGACUCAGUCGAUGGCAUCGACAGAGAGUUGGCCAAGUUAGAAUCAGAAAAUGGAGGCAUCUCCAACGACAGCGCUCGCGCUCGCGUCGCCUCCAAACGUAAGAGCGUGGAAGAGUGUGAAUCAGAGCACAAGCGCCUCAAAACCACUUCGGUUGAGUACAACUUGUCUAUUUUGAAAGGGAGUUUGGAAAAAGACAAAUCUAUGUCUGCUGAAGACAAAAGACGCUGGGAAUGCGUCAUAAACGCCGUCGGGUUGUUACGAGCAAACGAUGCACCAAGAACGCCGUAGCAACAGUAUGGGCAAACAGUUAGGCGUUCUCCAUGGCCUCCAUUCGCGCGACCAGAGCGUUGACGCGCUCUUCGAGUUCGUCGAUGCGGCGUUGUUUAGCGUCGUUCGCGCUCUCUACAUCGGCGCGACAUAG
Molecule: messenger RNA, 1260 nt
Organism: Ostreococcus lucimarinus CCE9901
Lineage: Eukaryota; Viridiplantae; Chlorophyta; Mamiellophyceae; Mamiellales; Bathycoccaceae
Exons: 1
Coding region: 12-1127 (371 amino acids)
Source: RefSeq, a predicted model, not a curated record